AUGCCUAAAAGUCCAAAGACUCUUUCUGCCAUGAAGGAGAAGAGUAAGAAUGCGGCUCGAUCUCGGCGGGAGAAGGAGAACGCCGAGUUUUUAGAGUUGGCUAAACUUCUGCCACUUCCAAGUGCCAUCACCUCCCAACUGGACAAGGCAUCGAUCAUACGACUGACGACGUCCUACCUGAAGAUGCGUGAGGUGUUUCCCGAAGGUCUCGGAGAUGAAUGGGGCUCACAGUACAUCCCUAACAAUCCACGAGAUAUGGCCAUCAAGGAGCUUGGAUCUCACCUUCUGCAGACGUUGGAUGGCUUCAUCUUCGUCGUCGCACCUGACGGCAAGAUCAUGUACAUCUCCGAAACGGCUUCGGUACAUCUCGGACUCAGUCAGGUAGAGUUGACGGGCAACUCCAUCUACGAGUACAUCCACAACUACGACCAGGACGAAAUGACGUCAGUGUUGUCCUUGCAACCAAACAUGUUCGUUGCGCCACCUCCCGCCGGAGCACCCCUGCCCGAUGCACCCGUUUCCGGUCCACUCCUGCCACCAACUCCUCACACCGACCCAACCGCCCAGGACUCUCCCAUUUCACCAGCUUUCCAAGGACUCCUGCAUCCAGGAGCCGCUGAUUCGCCUCCGCAAAGCCUAGGCUCGUCCAGUGCCACGAUCGCCGCAAUUGGCGGCCAACUCGGUCAAUCUGUGCCGCCCGGUUUGACGCCUGAAGAGCUGCAAUCCGCAAUGCACCAGCAGCAACACAUGCAGGGCGGCCAUUCGCCACUGGGAGUGGGAAAUCCACCCUCGUACGGAGCCACCCCCGUGUAUGGACCUCAGCAACAGCAACCCCCACCCCCACACCAUCACCACCACAGCCACUACCACCAUCACCAUCAUCACGGUUUCCGGCAACGUCAGCGAACACAGACGAUUGAAAUAGAGCGUACGUUUUUCCUUCGCAUGAAGUGCGUUUUGGCGAAACGUAACGCUGGCCUAACGACGAGUGGCUACAAGGUCAUUCAUUGCUCGGGAUACCUGAAGGCGUGCAUUUACCAGGGUGAUGCAACGUACGGAGACGGACAUAGCUGCAUCCAGAAUCUCGGUCUCGUCGCCGUCGGUCAUUCGCUGCCACCGUCCGCCAUCACGGAAAUCAAGCUGUACCAGAACAUGUUCAUGUUUCGCGCCAGCAUGGACCUGAAGCUCAUCUUCCUUGAUGCCAAGGUUGCGCAGCUUACAGGAUAUGAACCGCAGGAUCUGAUCGAGAAAACGCUUUACCAGUACGUGCACGCCGCAGACAUCCUUCACAUGCGCUAUUCGCACCAGAUCCUGAUGUAUAAAGGACAAGUUACAACCAAGUACUACCGCUUCCUUACGAAAGGUGGAGGUUGGGCUUGGGUUCAGUCAUACGCCACCGUUGUCCACAACACUCGUUCUUCGCGUCCUCACUGCAUUGUCAGUGUGAACUACGUACUGAGCAAUCAGGAAGCGCAGGACCUGUUGUUGAAUGAAGUACAGCAGCCACAACACGGUGCUGCUACGCCUCAACAUCAACCCUCACCGAGUGUAAAGCCAGAAACGAUGGCUAAGGACAGAGCUGCCAAUAUCUCAGAGCCCGCGACGGCCUUGGCGGCUACUAUGACUCCUACUUCUGGUCUAGCCUCCGGUGUGCCAUCUCACAUGUCCCCGAUUGGGGGCACGGUGGUAGGAGGGAGUGCGAGUAGCAACCGGCGGGGUAGUUCCCAAUCGUUGCAGCCCUCACACCAGACUAGCAUGUCUUACGGUUCGAUGUUGCUGGGUAAGGACUCCCUUCAACACGCUGAUCAACAUCAACAGCAGCAGCAACAACAACAGGGCGGAUUCAUUCAGCUGGCGGUGUUGGACGACGAAUCUAGUUUGGGACCUAUUCCAGGAGCUCCGUCAGCUUGCCUGGUAAGCCAUGGUGGAGGACCAGCAGGACAUGACGACUACGAGCUGCAGUUACAGUACAACUCGCAGGGAGGACCUCAACAGGAGCCGAACACUGGCAGCACCGGGUACUGUCUCAACUCCGCCCCAACUGGAGGACUACUGGAUGGAUCGACAACAGAAGGACAGGUGGGAGGAGACGGUAGUGAUGCCUUCCUUGAGCCAUAUUACGACCAGUUCUACGGAGGAUAUGACUCACGCCAGGACCCCAUCAGUCUACGUCCGUUUUCUGCCAGCUCCAACAGCUGCAGUAGUUCCGAAGGUGAAGGUGUGUUGGGACAACACGCGCAUCAUCAUCAUCAUCACCAUCACCACCAUGUGCAGCAACAGCAGCAGCAGCAACAACAACAUCACCAUCAUCAUCAACAACAGCAACAUCACCAGCAACACCAACUUCAACCGCUACCCAGCUACGAAACAAUGACCUCUCUGUCAGGCUCGGGAGCAGGUGUUCUAAGGCAGCACGAGCUUGCAUACGGUGAACAUCAUCUUGAAGCACAUUACGGCCCUACAAAUGGCCACCCACACCAUCAUCACCCACAUCAACAACAUCACCACCAACCCCACCAUCAGCAUCAUCUUCACAACAACGGUGGGACAGCUAAUGGGGGCUCUUCCUUCCUGUACGACGCUUCUCCUGCAACACUAGAUGGCAGCACCAGCUCAGCCUCCCCCUUCGACGGUCUCUCCCAGCAGCAGCAGCAGCAGCAGCAGCAACAACAACAACACCAGCAACAACCGUCACCCUUCGAGCAACAGCAACACUCCUUACACGCACCUCACCAGCAUCACUUCCAGCAACACGAUUUGCAACUCGGUGAAUCAACUCUCGUAGGACAUCAGGGCGCCAUCAUCGGUAUGACGUCACCGGCAGGAGCCAACUGCACCGGUGCACCUGAUCGAGAUGAGACCCCAGGUGGUGCCGUCACCGGAGGAAAAGCGCCACCGGGUGGGAACAGCAACACGGCGGGCAACAACGUCGCAAACGCGCUGAACAACAACCUCGUGAGUAAUUGCGGCACUAAUGGCGGUCAUCAUCAUCAAGCUGGCUCCAAUGGCGGCAUCAUCAUUAGCAGCUCGGAAGCGGGCCACGUGGAGGCGGGUGGUGGAGGGCCUGUCUUAACGGUCAACGUAAAUUUAAGCCAGCUGCACCACCACGGGGGUGGUGGUAACGCCUCCAGCAAUAACAAUAACAACAACGAGCUAAAUAGCGCGAUUAACAACAACAACAACAAUAAUAACAGCACAAACAAUAACAACAACCUGCACGGGAUUAGCUCGAAGGGAUACGUACUCGAAGGGAAGAAGGGUGGGGUAGGGAGCCGCACCCAACCCCCUCACCAACCACAACCUUCUGCUCCUCAACAACCCACACAGCAACCCCACUUCGCGGACUCGUACGGACUGCCACAGUACACGAGCGUCAUCGUGGAGUCGUCGACGUCAUCAUCUUCGGCGGUGGCAUCGACGGCGCCGUCAGGAAGCUCGACGGCACCGUCGGGUGGCUCAAAUGCGGCCACCCACGAGUUUGUAUCGCAGCAGUGCACGUGA
Molecule: messenger RNA, 3501 nt
Organism: Anopheles nili
Lineage: Eukaryota; Metazoa; Arthropoda; Insecta; Diptera; Culicidae
Product: protein single-minded-like
Exons: 7
Coding region: 1-3501 (1166 amino acids)
Biological process (GO): regulation of transcription by RNA polymerase II
Molecular function (GO): protein dimerization activity; RNA polymerase II transcription regulatory region sequence-specific DNA binding; DNA-binding transcription factor activity, RNA polymerase II-specific
Source: RefSeq, a predicted model, not a curated record